AUGAGCAGCAGCGAUAGCUUCAAGCAGAGCUCGCAAAGUGUUUCUAGUGGUGGUGGUGAUGGUGGUGGUGGUGGUGGUGGUGGAAGCAGUGGUGGCAAUGGAAAUGGAGAUGAUGGGCAUCAUGGACACAACACUAGUACCAGUGGUGGGUCUUCUUCCAUCUCUAGAAGAAACACCUCCACUGCGAGAAGCAGCCAAGGAUUUUUCGGUGGAAGUUAUUCUGGAGGAAGACCUGGAGGGGGAAUAUGCCAUAGUAUAUCAGGAGGAUUUAGUGGUGGCAGUAGCUAUGGUGGUGGCUUUGGAGGGGCUGGUUUUGGUGGUGGCGCUAGAGGUGGCAGCUUGGGUGGUGGCUUUGGAGGGGCUGGUUUUGGUGGUAGCUAUGGAGGAGGCAGCUUAGGCGGUGGCUUUGGAGGGGUUGGUUUCAGCAGUGAUGAUGCUGGAUUCCUCUCCAACAAUGAGAAGAGCAUCAUGCAGAGCCUCAAUGAUCGCUUGGCCUCUUACCUGGACAAGGUGCGAAGCUUGGAGGAAGAAAACAAUCAUCUAGAGUCCUUAAUUAGAGAGUUGUACCAGAAGCAUGAACAGAGUACUGAACCGAAGGAAUACAGCCAUUACUAUGAUGAUAUUGACAAGCUCAUCAAUGAGCUGAUUUCUGAGACGACAGAUAGUAACAAGAUCAUGCUGGAAGUGGAUAACACCAGGAUGGCCGCUGAGGAUUUCAAGAUAAAAUACGAGACUGAACGUGGUCUGCACCAAACUGAAGAGGCUGAUCUUCAAGGCUUGCGUCCUCUUUUGGAUAAGCUGACCUUCGAGAAAUCCGAUCUGGAGAUGCAAUACGAGACCCUCCAAGAGGAGCUGACGCAUCUUAUAAAGAACCAUGAUGAAGUAAAGAAGGAUUUGCAGCACCAGUCUGGUGGGGAUGUCACUGUUGAGGUCAAUUCUAAUCCUGGCCAGGAUCUGAAAAAGACCCUGGAUAACCUGAGACAUGAAUACGAAGAGAUCAUUGAGAAAAACCGUAGGGAGGUUGAACAAUGGUAUGACGCCAAGAUUGAUGAAGUUCAUCAGCAAAAUAAUUCAAGCAGCCAGGAGAUUGAGUCUGGGAACAGCCAACUGACAGAGCUCUCUCAGGAAUAUCAGACACUGGAGACUGAGCUGCAAACCCAGCUUCGCGUGCUCGAGUCUUUACAAAACAACCUGGACAACACAGAAGGAGGAUACAACGUGCAGUUACAACAGUUUGCGGGCCUGAUCGAGCCGCUGGAAGCCGAGCUGGCCAAUAUCAAAUGCGAGAUCAUGAGUCAAAACCAGGAAUAUCAAACGCUCCUUGGUGUCAAGACCCGCCUGGAACAGGAGAUCUCCCAGUACCAUCAGUUGCUUGAGCAUGGAAAGCACCUUGCGGCCAGCAUAGAGCAAGGUGGAUAUGAUGGAGGAAGAGGAGGUGGAUCAUUUGGGGGAAGCUCAGGAGGAGGAAGAGGACAAGGAGGAAGUUCUAGAGGAGGAGGAGGAGGAAGUGGAGGAGGACAAUCAUAUGGUGGGACUUCAUAUGGAGGAGGCUCUGGAGGAAGAAGAAGUGAAGGAAGAGGACAAUCAUCUGGUGGGAUUUCACAAGGAGGAGGUUCUGGAGGAAGAGGAGGAGGAAGUGGAGGAGGACAAUCAACUGGUGGGAUUUCAUAUGGAGGAAGUUCUGGACAAAGAGGAAGUGGAGGAGAACAAUCGCCUGGUGGAAUUUCUCAAGGAGGAAGUUCUGGAGCAGGAGGAGGAGGAAGUGGAGGAGGACAGUAUGGUGGGAUUUCACAAGGAGGAAGUUCUGGAGGAGGAGGAGGAAGUGGAGGAAGAGGACAGUCAUCUGGUGGGAUUUCACAAGAAGGAAGUUCUGGGGGAGAAAGUGGAGGAGGACAACAUGGUGGAAUUUCACAAGGAGAAAGUUCUGGACGAAGAGGAAGUGGAGGACAAUCGCCUGGAGGAGGAGGAAGUGGAGGAGGACAGUAUGGUGAGAUUUCACAAGGAGGAAGUUCUGGAGGAGGAGGAAGUGGAGGAAGAGGACAGUCACCUGGUGGGAUUUCACAAGGAGGAAAUUCUGGAGGAGAAAGAGGUGAUAGUCAUUGACAGUCUUCCUCCUCAUCUUCAUCCCAUUCUCAGUCUGGAGAGCAAGGUUAUUCACGAAGGGGCUAAGUCAUUGCGGACACCAGCAUCUCCCUCUUCCAACAAAUCCUUCCAAGUCAAACUAUGGAUUAAGCAAGGGCAUCUACUAUGCCAAAAGCGAGAUUUUUCUUCCAAUUCAC
Molecule: messenger RNA, 2279 nt
Organism: Elgaria multicarinata webbii
Lineage: Eukaryota; Metazoa; Chordata; Lepidosauria; Squamata; Anguidae
Product: keratin, type I cytoskeletal 10-like
Exons: 10
Coding region: 1-2103 (700 amino acids)
Biological process (GO): intermediate filament organization; epithelial cell differentiation
Cellular component (GO): cytoskeleton; keratin filament
Molecular function (GO): structural molecule activity
Source: RefSeq, a predicted model, not a curated record